Molecule: messenger RNA, 1718 nt
Organism: Salvia splendens (bonfire salvia)
Lineage: Eukaryota; Viridiplantae; Streptophyta; Magnoliopsida; Lamiales; Lamiaceae
Exons: 7
Coding region: 148-1593 (481 amino acids)
Source: RefSeq, a predicted model, not a curated record
GAGUCAUUUUUUAUGUGGUGUUCAAUGGAUUAUUGGUCCAGAUUUUCUACUUCUCUCUGUGGCUGAAUUUGCUCGUGUAAUGAGCUGCUUCUUCACUGGGAAUUCUACCGCUAAUUUCUUUGAAACCAGUCAUCAUUCAUCAUCUUCAUGGCCUCAUUCACACAGCCUCAAUUCCUCUCCUCCCUCACUCCAAUCAACAAGAACAAUUUCACUCCCUCUCUGCAAUACAAGAGCUUCCCAACAUCUAAAACCUCAAAAAUUCAAUCCUCAAAUGCAGAAUCUUCGCAAAAUUCUGAACAAGAUCCUGUUAAACUUGCAUUGGCCAAAGCUAAAUCGUACAAAAACUCUGUAAAAUCCGGCGUUCCAGCUCCGAAGAUCGUCCAAGCGCCUGAAAUCGGUGAAGAGAAGGACAAUUUCAAACAAAUCGAGGAUGGUAAUGUGGAAAUGGAUGUUCCUUUGGCUGUAGAUAACGCAAAACAGUACCAACAAAGCAAAAAUCUCGUAGAGAAUGAAAAGGUUGCUUCGGAUGCAGAGAGCGGUGGAGAUUCCGUAGGGGGAAAGGAGAUUCCUCUAUCGGUUAAACUCGCAUUGGAGAAGGCAAAGGAAUAUAAGAAGAAAACAGGGGAUGAUAAUGGCGGAGUUGCAGACAGCCAAAACUUAGUCUCAGGGCUUAAGAGAGGGGAUGGGAGAAGUGGUGGAGAUAAGAAUUCUGGUAAGAAGGAUGAGCUCAAGGUUUCAAGUACUGAUUUUAUGGGACUGGGGUUUGCGGAUAAGAAGAGUGGUAGAGGCUUGCCGGCUGGUUUAAUUCCGUUGUCGGACCCUUUUCCGGGUGGGAAGUUGCCCGAGGUAGAGAUUAUUGUUGGAGACACGAGCAAGUUUGGUGAUAAAUCAGUACCCCAAGUCGAAGAAAACGAUGUGGAUCUCUAUAAGCCAAAGGUUUCCACUUGGGGAGUCUUUCCAAGACCAAACAACAUUUCAAAAACAUUUGGUGGUGGGAGAACUUUACGGCCCGGGGACGCACUUGAAACUGCAGAGGAAAGGGCUGCCAAAGACGAACGUACAAUGCAGUUGCUAGCUGCUUACAAGAGACAAUAUGGUCUAAACAUUGAUCCGGAAUUAAAAUCUGAAUGUGAGAAGGCAUUGAAGGAUGGUGACUCAUUGAUGGAUCUCGGCAAGCUGAAGGAGGCGUCGCCCUUUUAUGAAAGAGUCAUGGAGAAGCUGCCGUUCAAGAGCGAACUUCAUGGAUUAGCAGCUCUGCAAUGGUCUAUAUGUCAGGACUCACUCAACAGAUCCAAUGAGGCCCGUCUCAUGUAUGAGAAGCUUCAGUCUCACCCCAGUCCUAAAAUAAGCAAGAAGGCUCGGCAGUUCGCCUUUGGCUUCGAGGCAAUGGAAAUGAUGAAGGUUAGCAGCAUGGCUCGUCCUUCGCAUAGCUCGGGUUAUCAAAGUUAUUUCAACGCAUUUAUACAGCAGAAGACAAAUUAUCCAUUAAAAGAGGCUGAAGUGGAUGAAGGUGGAUUCAAUCAAGCCAUCCCCUACUUUAUUUUUCUGGCUUCUCCCAUUUUAAUGGUGCUACUGAUUGCUGCAUAUAAAUGAGUUUUUGUUGUUGGGAGAGGGUGGGGGUGUUUCCACAUUACAAUGUAAAUAGGAAAAAAGCUAAGUAAAAAGCUUGUUAGAUAAACUUUGAAACAGUUGCGCAAUAUGAUAAAAUCUUGGAGGAA